AUGAACUGGCUUCCUCGCUUUGCAUUUCCAGGUCGCGGCUCCCGGGAGGCAGGUUCCAACACCGGUCGCGGGCGGCUAUUCGUGUAUUUGGCUUUGACGGCGAUCGCAUUGCUACUUUCCUAUCAGCUAGUUCUGAGUCGCGAGUCGUUGAGUUCUGUGUCGAGAUGGGCUGUGGGUAAAGGCUUGACACUUGCCGUCAACCAUGCAGAGUCCAAUGGAAAUCAGACGUCGGAGGGGAAGCCCGAAGCGCAUCUAGUGUCGCAGAAGCCUCGCGAAAAAGAGCUUGUGCUUGCUGCUAUGAGUUACAGUAACAUGUCUUGGGUGCAGGAGAAUGUGCCAAAUUGGUAUACUAAUAUCUAUCGCGCUGAUGUGCCUCCUGGUGAGGCUGCUUUGACUGUGCCGAUGAAUAAAGGCAACGAGGCAAUGGUUUUCUUGACUUAUAUCAUCGAUCGCUACGACAGCCUCCCCGAUGUAUCAGUUUUCAUGCAUGGAGGUCGAUACCAGUGGCACAACGACAACCCACUAUACGACUCAGUCAUCUCAAUUAACGACCUCCAACUCGAUUACGUCCGUGAAACUGGCUUCGUCAACCUCCGCUGCUCCUGGGUCGUCGGUUGCCCCGUCGAACUCGAACCAGCCCGCUAUUUCCGUGAAAAGCUCGAAGACAAUGGUCAUCCCACCGCCGUCGAAUACCCACAUCGUUUCAUGGAAUUAUUCCCCGGCGAGGAACUACCCGAACUCGUGGGCACGGCUUGCUGUAGCCAAUUUGCGAUAUCGCGGGAGAAAAUCCAUGAGCGGGGCAUUGAGGAUUAUCAGAGGGCUCGUCAGUUCUUGAUUGAGACGCGUUUGGCGUCGGAGAUUAGUGGGCGGGUCUUUGAAUAUGUUUGGCACAUUAUGUUUGGCAAACCAGCGCUAAAUUGCCCGGAUGUUCGAGAGUGUUACUGCCGAACGUAUGGAUAUUGUAAUAUGACCGACGACGACCUGCAGAGACAGUGGGUGUGGCGUGGCUUGGUUCUGCCUGAAGGCUGGCCCAAUGUCGACCCGAACGCAGGAUUGCAAAAAAGAGACGAGAUACCCUCGGUGGAAUACUGGAGGAAAUAA
Messenger RNA from Penicillium cataractarum, 1101 nucleotides. Its product is annotated as DUF3431 domain-containing protein. NCBI's taxonomy places the organism in Eukaryota, Fungi, Ascomycota, Eurotiomycetes, Eurotiales, Aspergillaceae. The transcript has 4 exons. The record is from RefSeq and is a predicted model, not a curated record. The coding region runs from base 1 to 1101 and encodes 366 amino acids.